This is a messenger RNA of Beauveria bassiana ARSEF 2860, 2271 nucleotides long. Its product is annotated as WD domain-containing protein. The transcript has a single exon. The coding region runs from base 1 to 2271 and encodes 756 amino acids. NCBI's taxonomy places the organism in Eukaryota, Fungi, Ascomycota, Sordariomycetes, Hypocreales, Cordycipitaceae. The record is from RefSeq and is a predicted model, not a curated record. Gene Ontology annotation, molecular function: protein binding.
AUGCGAACUUCGUCAUCGCAUACGACUCGAGUGCCGCCCGACGACCCUCAGCAAGACAAUGGCCAACUUUCUCGCCGACGUUCCCGCCUACUAAGUCGCCAAACACAUGACUCCGACUCCGACUCUGACAACAGCACUUCCGACUCGGUUUCGUGGUGCCAGCCUGCUCGAUCUCACUUGCCCUCUCACCUUGCUGACGCCUCUUCCCCCGCCAACAGCGCCGUCCGCAUGUCAUCUAGCGCCGUUGAGGGGCCUAACGCGCCUUCUGCCAGCCACCAUUCACAGUCUACACUACCACCCUCGCAGUCCAGAAACGAUGGCCAGUCAGACAUGGACAUACCCGACAGCGACGGACAAGAUUCUGACCCCGAAGUCGACUCUGGUGGUGCUGCGCUGGCGUUGAUGGCCCCAGUCCGCCCCCCCCAACCUACCAACGUCAUGCCCACACCCGAGCCAGAUCUUGACUACCUAUCCGAUGCCUAUCAUGAAGAAUACGACGAUGACGAUGACGACGACGAUAGCGAUCAUUACAUGCAACACAUGCAGCAUCAGCCAAGUUCCUUAGAACCGAUGGCCCCCAUCGCACCCGCACCUAUGUUCCCCCAUUAUCCAGGCAGUGCUUCCUUCUUCCAAAACACCCCUCCCAAUAUGCCUGUCCAUCAGCCACAAAUGCCGGUUCAACCCAUCACAUUUGGCAUGCCUGCUGGUCCUACCGACCUAGCCAACUUGCCGCCGCUUCACCAGCCGCCUCCCAACUGGGUCCCUCUGCCAGCCUUCCUCGCCGACCAAAACUUGACCAUUAGCGAUGCGAUCCCGGCUAUACUCGGAUCUGAGAACCUCGACUUGGUCGACUUCUUGCGUGACUGGGCCUACCAGGGCCGCUAUGGCCGCGCUGGGCGAUCGCAACCCCCUUUGCUCGAUGAGCUGAUGCGCCAAACGCAAGAGCAGCCUGACGAGAUCAGCUUUGCCCAACUCGAAGGCGACCAGUAUGAUUUGCAGGGUUUCAAUUGGGCCGCCAUGAAAACUACACGCAAGGCUGCAAGAUUGCGACGGCAACAUACCUACAGAAAUUAUGUAAACAGAAUGGGCUCAGAUAGAUGGAUGGCAAGUAUCCCCGCCUUCCCCUUAAGACUUGAUUCUAAUCAGUUUUGUCUGCAGACGCCUCACCAACCCCUAUCCUCUCGUGAGAGUUUUUACCGAUUCAAUAGAAUGCACAUUCGCAGAGACGUCUGCCUCGCCCACUUUCAGCUUCGCAGUGUUCUCGCCUGCCCAACCCGCACACACGCCUACUAUCCCACACCUCAGGGUAUCGCACGUAUGAAUCUGGCAUCUGGAAAGUCUGAGACGUUCAUGAACACGCGCGACUUCCCGGCAGCCGGGGCCGUCAUCUCGACUGUGGAUGCCGAUUGCGGCGUUCUCAUGUGCGGAACGUUCAAUGGCGAGUAUUGCAUCAAGAGACUCGAUGCGCCUGAAAAGCACGCUUACACCGAGGGUCAAAUUACAUCGGAUCCCGGCGGAAUCACCAAUCAUAUUAAAAUUCACAAACCCCGGCGUUCUUGCGGACCUGCGGCUGCCAUAGCGAGUAACGAUCAUGGUUUUCGACUGCUGGACUUGGAAACGCAAACGAUUGUACAAGAGAAGAGGUACCCGUUUGCUCUUAACUGCACAGCUGUAUCUCCGGACCGACGACUGCGGACCGUGGUAGGCGAUCACUUCAAUGUUCUCAUUACCAAUGCCGACACGGGCGAAGUGUUGCAGGAACUUGGCGGCCACCGCGACUACGGCUUCGCCUGCGACUGGUCCGAUGACGGUUGGACCGUUGCCACGGGCUUUCAAGACAUGGCUGUCAAGAUUUGGGAUGCCAGGCGCUGGUGCAACACGAGCGGGCAAUCGACACCGCUGUGUACAAUACGCACAGAGAUGGCGGGCGCUCGUAGCUUGCGCUUCUCUCCCCUUGGCAGUGGCCCGCCUGUGCUGGUUGCUGCUGAGGAGGCUGAUUUUGUCAACAUUAUCGACGCCAAGAUGUUCCACUACAGGCAAGAGAUUGACGUCUUUGGCGAAAUUGGCGGCAUAGCCUUUGCCAAUGACGGCCAGGAUCUCAACGUGCUUUGCUGCGACUCGCAGCGUGGUGGCCUCUUGCAGCUACAACGCUGCCGUGGCCGACGCAAUUUUAUGCGUAGCUACGAUGAAGACUCAAUGGCAAAUCGCCACUCUUGGCUCCCAGACACGGACAUUACACCCGCCAUGGACAAAAUUCCUACAUUUUUUUAA